CUAUUCGCUACGUGACGGCACAGGAUAAACUGGUUGCAACUAAUCGUCUACUGACCGGGAAGAUACAAAAAAUAAAAAAAGUGAAAAAAUGAUGUAUUUUGAGCACGUUAAGCAACUUCACGACUCGGAGUUGUACCAAGAUUUAAAGCAAUUGGCCUGCAUUGUUAUGUCACUAUGUGAAAGUAAUACAUAUACAGAACUCCUCACACUGAGCCAAAAAUACCAGUGUAUGGUGUACUAUGGUAAUGCAUUGUUUCAUCUUGGAGAAUAUACAAAGGCAGAGGAUAUUUACAAGAGAGCUUUGUUGUUACGAAAGGCUAUAAAUAAGGCCAAGGGAAAGACAACUGUAGCAACCACACAGACAAGUGAAACAACAUCAGAUGUAGAGGUAAAAUACAAGAUAUACAUGUGUCUGCUCCAUGGGAAACAGUAUAAGGAGGCCAUGUCUGUUUUGGAGGGGAUCAGCACAAAACAAAGAACAGCUAAAGUGAAUCUUGCACUAGCCAAGCUGUAUAUUAGAUCUGGUAUGGAUCGGUCGGCCAUCACAAGUUACAAGGAAGUUCUUAGAGAGUGCCCGCUAGCACUGGAAGCAAUUAAUGGAUUGAUGUCCCUGGGUUUGAAAGGAUCAGAUGUGCACAGUCUUGUCUUAAAUGGUCUUCCACAUGGAACUUCAUGUGACUGGUUAAGCCAAUGGAUCAGAGGUCAUUCCCAUGUAACGUCACAGGACUAUGUAAAUGCAGUUUUUGUUUUUCGUAUGGACAACCAGGCCAGUCUGAAGGACAACGUAUAUCUGAUGACAAGUAUAGCAAGGGCACUGUUCUUGGAUGGACACUACACACAGGCUCACAUGGCUUUCAAAAGGGCACAAGCUGUGGAUCCACUGCACCUGAGUCACAUGGAUAUGUAUGCUUACCUGCUGUAUAAAGAAAAAAAGUCUCUUGAUCUCCAGAGAUUAGCCAAUCAGUUAAUGGUAGCAACAGAAACAGCUCCAGAACCUUGGGUUGCUACGGGAUACCUGUCAUUGUUGAAUAAAAAGUUUGUUAGAGCUGUCUAUUUUGCUCAGAAGGCCAGCAAUAUUGACUCGGCUAAUGUUGAAGCAUUGUUACUGAAGGCCAGUGCUCUGUUAGAACUAAAGAAAACACACGAAGCAAUAAUGCACUUCCAGGCAGCCAUGAGGUGGGCACCUCAUAGAUUUGAGGCAUAUAAAGGUCUGACUGAUUGUUAUGUGUCAUCUAGCAGAGUAAGGGAGGCAAUCGGCUGGGCAGGAAGGGCAUUGAAAACUAUUGGUGGAAAUGUUAGAACAUUAUCUUUAUAUGGUGCAAUAAUAGCAAAAGAACCAACAGCAAUGGCAAAGGCCAAACCAUAUUUAGAGAAAGCUAUGAAGCUGGACCCAUCUAGUUUACCACCAGUGUAUGUAAUGGCAGAAAUUCUGAAGGCUGAAAAACAGUAUGAGAAAGGUGUAGAAUUAUUAAAAGGUUACCUACAGAACCAGAGUACUUGUAAAUUACAUCAGAUGUUGGCAGACUUUCUAACUCACACAGGUGAACAUCAGGAGGCAUUAGAUCAGUACAGUAAAGCAUUAGGGCUGGACCCCUCAAAUGCCCAGGCUAGAGAGGGUAUGGAACGUGUGGAGAAACAAGGAGAGACUGGAAUGGAUAGUACAUUUGAUGUAGAGGUGGAAGAAAUGGAAAAUAGUGAUGCUGAGGCUGAUUUUGAUGCCAGUGAUGUUGAGAGUACUUGGUCAGAGAAUGAUUUCAGUUAGCACAGUUUAAAUUAAACAUGAACAAUUUGAAAUCAGGAUAUGAUCUGAUUCCUGAAUCUGUGCACUGAGUGCUGGAAAAUACAUGUACAUUAUAAAGUUAGAAUCUCUAUGAGAUAGAGAGGGCAUCAAAUGUGCUUAGAUUCUUCUUUUGUUAUCCUUGUGACUCUGUUCAAUGUUUACGCUGAGUUUCCAUUUGGUCCCCAGGAUAGAGGAGUGAAUAUCUCUGGUGUGUACAGGUCUCGAGUUCUCACUUAGGUCCUCAGGAAGUGCAGGGACUAUAUGAGACCACUGAUGUGUGAGAAUAAAGAAUAUCUGCGACAGAUCAUCAUUGUGCACAAGAUCUUCCAUGUAUAUGUAUUACCAUAACUUGCCUGCUUCCUGAUAAUAUGUGUAUUGUUAUCAAUUUACUUUGAUACCUUUGUUGUUGUUCCUUCUUGCCGUUUCAUGCAGAUGAAACAGUCUAAAUACAGCAUUAUGAAAAUGUAUUAUUUUGUGAGAACGUGGUACCACUUUUUUAAAUUAAAUGUAAACAGCAUUAUACGGAAUAGCGUUAUAAAGGGGUUCGAGUCAAAGAAGUAUAAAUUUAUUUUUAUAGCUCUUUGUUCGAGUGUAGUUCCUCUUUGUUCCUUGUAGUACAUUUCUAGAUUCAAAAACUUAAUUUUAUCGAAAAUACAUAACAUUAUGCUGUUAGUUAUUAAACAAAACCAGAACUAAACAUUGCUUUUGCCUUUGAAACGCUUUUACAUCUAACCUGUUUAUGGACAUUGAUGUCCCACACUUUGUUUAAAUAUGCUGCUGUAAGAAAAAAAUUCAGAAAAGAAAGCUGUUCAUUUGAUUUUAUGUUAUCAGUUAUCUCUUUAAUAUGGUAAGCAAGAAAAAGAUCACUGGCUGUAGGUGCAGAUGGGAAUAUCGCUCUCGGGUAACUGUUUACGCAGUAACUUGGCAGAACCUUGAACCUGCCUUAAACAGUUACACUUGAGACCGGAUUUUCCCAUCUGCACCUACAACCAGUGAAAGAAUCUUAUAUUUUGCUACAUGUAAUCUUAUGUGUGAAUUAGAUUUGAUAUGCAUUAUUUCAUGAGGAAAUGGAAUUUAUGUUAUAAAAUGAGAUUAAAAAUCAAAGUUUGAGUUUUAACAGCUCUUUUACUCUUCAGAUGGAAGCAUUAUGAAUUACCUGAUAACUUUACUGUAAAUAUUCUAAAAAAAAUACUGUUAGCUAAAAUGUUGGAAUGAUGCUGAUAAUGUGAUACCUUGAAUAAAUUGUAUAUAAAUCUA
This is a messenger RNA of Mercenaria mercenaria, 3037 nucleotides long. RefSeq names its product anaphase-promoting complex subunit 7-like. The record is from RefSeq and is a predicted model, not a curated record. Bases 89 to 1762 code for a protein of 557 amino acids. Gene Ontology annotation, biological process: cell division. The transcript is spliced from 16 exons. Gene Ontology annotation, molecular function: protein binding. Lineage: Eukaryota; Metazoa; Mollusca; Bivalvia; Venerida; Veneridae.